This is a messenger RNA of Dimorphilus gyrociliatus, 1799 nucleotides long. Lineage: Eukaryota; Metazoa; Annelida; Polychaeta; Dinophilidae. The record is from the annotation of a GenBank genome assembly.
AUACCAACGAUAGCCGACAAGAAAGUGUUAUGCAACGAAAACUCAGUAAAAAGACUAGUUCAUUCUUGCCAUCGAUAAAAAAGUCAAAGGCUGAAGGAAAACAGAGGAAUGAAGAAACUAUGAAAACUUCUUCGACUAGUGGGAUAUCAUCUGAAGUAUUUGACAGAAAAGGGACUUUGAAACCAGAAUACGAGUUGUAUGUCGGUUUGAAAGAUAUUCCAGAUCCAGCAGAUAUUGAAAUAUUUGCUCUGCAAGAUGUUGAAUUUGGCAAAUUAGAUAGAUAUUUCAAUAGUGUAAAAACCUAUUUUUUCGCUCAAGACGAAGGCUGUCAUUCAUUUUUUAACGAAAUCGGCUGGAAAAUUGAAGAUGCUACACUCACAGAGGAGGAGAUUAUGCAUACAGAGUUGAUGCCCGCAAAACAGACUGAAAUCGGUUCCGUAAACGAUUCAACUGAAAACCAACACAAUUCUGGUAGAAAACGGAAAUUAACUCUGGCCGAUUUACGAUCAGAACGUUUGGAAGAUUUCGUUUCUGAAGAACGUUUAGACAUAUUAAACAAGUAUUUUAAUAGCGUUCAAAACCUUGCUAAUGAACCGGAAGAGAAACGAUUGUGUUCGGAUAAGAGUAUCUCAUCGAUGGAAGUCUAAAAAGAAUAUUAGUUAUUUUUGAGUCUUUUUUUUUUAAAGAAAGAAAACUAAGCAUCUCUAUUUACAGAAAAAGAAAACUUUAACUUUAGUCUCUUCUCUUCCUUGAAAAAGAAACCAAAUCAUUUAAAUUGUCUUAUAGAAACUGUUUAAUCACCAUUUUUAUUCUUUCUUUUUCUCUCUCCCCCUUCCACUGUCUCUCUCUCUCUCUCUCUCUCUCUCUCUCUCGUAUAGUUACUCCUCGCCCCCAUCUCUACUAAGCGAAAAACAACAGUAAUAUUUACGUAUGCAUAUACAUGUACAGUAAUAUAUAUAGUGUAUAUAUAAUUGUCAUGUAUAUACAUAUAUAUAUAUAUAACUAGUUUAAAUAGUCGUUAAUAGCUGAUAAACAACAAAAACGUAUAAGAGCAAAAUUACUAUAUAAUUUUAGAAUAUUUUUGUCACGUCACUUUACAAAACUAAAAUUGAAAAUAAACCAAAAAAAAUAUAAAACAAUGAAUGAAUGAUAGAAGGAAAAAGAGAGAGAGAGAGAAAGAAAGAAAGAAAGAAAGAAAGAAAAAACUUAAAAUAUUUUAGAUAUUUUUUAAAAGGAAUAUUUUUCUACUGUUCUAAUGAAUUUUAGAGUUGUAAAAAAAAAAGAAAAAAGAGCAGAGAGAUUUAUUUUUUUUUUGUAUUUUGAUUUUAUUUCUUUAUGAAAUGAUGAUAAAGCGUAUCUUCCUUUUUUUUUUUUAAAGAAAAAACAAGCAUAUAUCUUUCUUCUUUUUUUUUCACUAAGUAAAAGAAUUAAAUGUUUAUAGUUUCAUGAGUCUCUUUUUUUCGUAUACACUAUGUACAGUAUAUAUGCUGUAUGUAAAUGUAAAAUGUGUAGUCAUAUCUGUUUCUUCUAGAAUUCAAUAUUUGUCGAAAACUAUUGAUGCUUUCUUUUUUUAUAAACAGCAGAUGACUCUAGUAGUUGUCGACUUUUGUACACCAUUGCUUAUCAUAUAUAUAUUGCAUAUGUAUAUAUGCAAGGCAAAGGAAAUAUAUACGUGAAAUUUAUUUAAUUAGAUAAAACCUUUUCUGAUAAUAAAGAAAGACAAUUGCUUUUAUAAAAUAAUCAUAAUAUUAACAAUAAUAUAUAUAUGAAUAUAUUUCAAGUGCUCUAAUUCUAUUCUA